CGACGUCGCCGCCCUCCGCAGCAGCAGCAGCAUCCCGGCAACAGCCAGGCGCGGAAACAGCCCCUGCCCUUUCACCCCGACCCGCGUGUCGUCAUCGCCGCGCGCCGGAAGUGACGGAGAGACUGGAGCGUGCUGGGCGGAGGCGAGGAGCGAGAUGCCUGUGACUGUGGGGCCAUAUGGACAGUCCCAGCCCAACUGCUUUGACAGAGUGAAAAUGGGCUUCAUGAUGGGCUUUGCUGUUGGCAUGGCGGCAGGGGCACUGUUUGGCACAUUUUCCUGCCUUAGGAUUGGUAUGAGAGGACGAGAACUGAUGGGUGGAGUUGGCAAAACCAUGAUGCAAAGUGGUGGCACGUUUGGGACAUUCAUGGCCAUUGGCAUGGGAAUCCGCUGCUAACCUGGAGCAUGGGAUUUUUUUAACCUGAAGACUAAUGCCCCUGUUCAAUCAUUCCACCUAUGUAAUAUAAUAAAAUCUUUGGGUAUCUAAAA
Messenger RNA from Chelonia mydas (Green sea turtle), 486 nucleotides. It is a transcript of the gene ROMO1, whose product is annotated as reactive oxygen species modulator 1. Gene Ontology annotation, biological process: protein import into mitochondrial matrix; protein insertion into mitochondrial inner membrane. Lineage: Eukaryota; Metazoa; Chordata; Testudines; Cheloniidae. The record is from RefSeq and is a predicted model, not a curated record. Gene Ontology annotation, cellular component: TIM23 mitochondrial import inner membrane translocase complex. The transcript is spliced from 3 exons. Bases 155 to 394 code for a protein of 79 amino acids.